AUGACAGGAAAAAUAGACGCCUACAUCGAUUGUGUUUCUCCAUACUCCUACUUUGCGGUGCUGUAUCUGCGACGCAAUCGAAAGGCGCUAGAGUCGCAUGGUUUCACCCCUAUUUUCUUAGGUGGUGUGAAUGUUGGCUCUGGAAACAAGCCGCCAUGGACACUCCCAGCCAAGGCAUCGUACGGCAAAUUCGAUUCACAGCGGGCAUGUAAAUACUUCGGGGUGCCACAAACCAAGACACCGGAUUUCUUCCCUAUUCUCUCUAUCUUGCCUCAACGAUGUCUGAUCUAUAUCAAAAAGUACUACCCGCGCGAGAAAUACGAAAGAACCUUUCUCUCACUAUCAGAAUGGAUGUACCAUCAAAACAUCGACGUCAGCAAACCAGAGAAAUUGGCAGAGCUCCUUAAAAGCCACGACUUCUCAAAUGAGGACAUCGAGAAGAUCUUGGCUGCUGCGUCGAGUCCGGAGUAUAAGCAGGCGCUCACUGCGAAUACCCAGAAAGCACUAGAUCUAGGAGCGUAUGGGGCGCCUUGGUUCUGGGUGCGGAAUGCGCAGGGACAGGAGGAACCUUUCUUCGGGAGUGAUCGGUUCGCGUACAUGUGGCAAUACUUGGGUCUUCCUUUCCAGGAUAUCAGUAUCGUUGAGAAUGAGAAAGCGAAGCUUUAG
Penicillium malachiteum is the source of this 666-nucleotide messenger RNA. Its product is annotated as putative DSBA family oxidoreductase. The record is from RefSeq and is a predicted model, not a curated record. The transcript has 6 exons. Gene Ontology annotation, cellular component: mitochondrion; peroxisome. Gene Ontology annotation, molecular function: glutathione peroxidase activity; glutathione transferase activity. Bases 1 to 666 code for a protein of 221 amino acids. NCBI's taxonomy places the organism in Eukaryota, Fungi, Ascomycota, Eurotiomycetes, Eurotiales, Aspergillaceae. Gene Ontology annotation, biological process: glutathione metabolic process.